UCACAACCAUUUUAGUUUUGUGUUGUUUAGUAUAGAAUUUCAUACACUUGGGAAUAACUUGGAUGUAUCUCUUUUUGCAGACGAGACAAACUGUCCACUGACAAAAAUAAGGAUGAGAUGAAGAUCCGUAUAAGCUUAACUUAUCUCAACUUCAUAACUCAAUUCUUCAAUAGUCUGUCAAUCAAAAUCGUGCAUUGGAUCUAUUGCAGUUCAAUUGGACUGUUGUAAAUCUUCAAUCAGACCAAUCUGGGCCCUUGAUAUGGUCUAUAUAUUCAAUCUGAACAGUUGAUAAAACCUUUGGUGAAGCCAACCAAAGACAUAAUGAAAGUUCGUCGCAUUAAAUAUGCUUGGCAUGAGUUUUUUCUUGAGGGUACAACAUUGGUGCAAUUAUCUUGCUCUGGGCACGUGUAAUCUUGAUUGCAUUGUGGAAUAUGCAUCCAUUAUUCAAAGAAAAGGCGACAUUCCAAGCACUCACACUCUCUCCUUGCUAGCUAAAUUAGCUGACAAGCUAAAGAAGUCAGUGGAGGAUGAAAUUCAUUUUCUCAAGGGAAGUGCUUUAGAACUUGAAAGUGAUCUUAUGUCGAAGUCCACAGAAGUUACGUCUGCAGUUUCUAGGAAAGAAGAAGCUCUAUCUUCUGCAUUUGUUGAAAUUGACCAUCCGAAGGAAGAAAAUUCUGUAAAAAUGUGAGCAUUAUUGAAUGCAUAUGGAGGGUGUU
Magnolia sinica is the source of this 716-nucleotide messenger RNA. RefSeq lists its product as uncharacterized. The record is from RefSeq and is a predicted model, not a curated record. The coding region runs from base 344 to 688 and encodes 114 amino acids. The transcript is spliced from 5 exons. Lineage: Eukaryota; Viridiplantae; Streptophyta; Magnoliopsida; Magnoliales; Magnoliaceae.